UAUUGUAUGAGUAAAGACCACUUGAGACGUGUGAUAUGCUAAACAUUUAACCACACACCUCACAUGCGCAGCCAACCGAAACAAACAGACGAACACUGGCUAAAACUACACUAUAAACCAUUGCUGCUUGGUUAGUAGACACAUCCAUGUCAUCUCAAAAGCGAUACCUGACACGCCAUGACAUUCGCUUGAACUCACUGAAGCCGUGGACGCUGCCAUCGUCUAUUUUGCCACUACUGUUAGGAACAGUACUUGCAUGGAAGCACGAUCAAAGCUUCGAUCUCCAAGUGUUCGUUCUCAGCGCUAUCGUAGUCGCCGGUACUCACGCGGCGGGGAACUUUGUCAAUUCGUACUACGAAGCCACGACUAGGAAGUACUACUCGAGUAUCAGUGAACGUCGGUUCACGAUAAACGAUAGCGCACGGUGCGCAUUCUACUCUUACUGCCUCGUAAUCCCGAUCUUUGCAUACUUAGUGGUGGUUUCACGGGCGAGUAUAUGGCAUGAGGCACCCUUGUUUAUUAUCGGCCUUUUGGCCUCCAUGAUGUUCGGGAAUGGACUAAAGAAUGUUGUUCCUGGGGAGUUUUUAGUGAGUGGCGUCUACGGUCCGCUGUGUGUCUUUUUCUCGUACUUGGUGCAAGUAGGAGGUUCGAGGCAGCUCAGCGCCUGGUGGAUUGCUGUGUAUGCACUACCACUUUCAAUCAACACCGAGAUCUACUUGCACAGCCAGAACAUCCGGGAUAUCAAGAUCGAUCAAGAGCAAGGCGCACACACGCUUGCUGUGUUGCUAGGCAACCGUUUCUCCCUGGCGGUGUUGCCCCUGUUCUUACUCUUGCCAUAUAUGGUCACGUGCGCCCUCGCGAUGCUCAAGUCGCAGUUUUUCUUCCUCCCCCUCCUUUCGUCCCCCCUGGCCAUGCUGGCCCUGCCCUCGGACGUCCAUGACAAAGUGGCCGUGGCCCUGUUACCCCGAAGGGUGUCUAUAGUGGGACUGGCGUUUGGAAUUCUCUAUCUUCAAUGUGUUUUAUAUUGCAGAGUAUAGGGAAAUCUCAGGUAUCUUAAAUUAAGGAAAAAACAUAACAACAGUAAAAAUAAACAAGCCUGCAAUAUGUUUUGUCGCUUUUGAUGCAUUUUUUGUGGUCAAACUUUUUAACUGGCAUUGGAAUCCCUAUUUUCAAAAUGCUUUAUAUGGCAAUGUAAAGACUUAAAUCAAAGAAUAAAACAAUAGUAAGAGCCUUA
This is a messenger RNA of Nematostella vectensis (starlet sea anemone), 1234 nucleotides long. RefSeq names its product ubiA prenyltransferase domain-containing protein 1. The record is from RefSeq and is a predicted model, not a curated record. NCBI's taxonomy places the organism in Eukaryota, Metazoa, Cnidaria, Anthozoa, Actiniaria, Edwardsiidae. The coding region runs from base 147 to 1037 and encodes 296 amino acids. Gene Ontology annotation, molecular function: prenyltransferase activity. Gene Ontology annotation, biological process: vitamin K biosynthetic process; menaquinone biosynthetic process. The transcript has 2 exons. Gene Ontology annotation, cellular component: Golgi membrane; endoplasmic reticulum.